AUGGCCACCACCGGGGCCCUGGGCAACUACUAUGUGGACUCCUUCCUGCUGGGCGCCGACGCUGCUGACGAGCUGGGCGCUGGACGCUACGCGCCAGGGGCCCUGGGCCAACCCCCACGGCAGGCGGCCGGGCUGGCCGAACACCCCGACUUUAGCCCUUGCAGCUUCCAGUCCAAGGCGGCGGUGUUCGGUGCCUCGUGGAACCCGGUGCACGCGGCGGGCGCCAAUGCGGUGCCGGCUGCGGUCUAUCACCACCACCACCACCCCUACGUGCACCCCCAGGCGCCCGUGGCCGCGGCGGCGCCGGACGGCAGGUACAUGCGCUCCUGGCUGGAGCCCACGCCCGGUGCGCUCUCCUUCGCGGGCUUGCCCUCCAGCCGGCCUUAUGGCAUUAAACCUGAACCGCUGUCGGCCAGAAGGGGUGACUGUCCCACGCUUGACGCUCACACUUUGUCCCUGACUGACUAUGCUUGUGGUUCUCCUCCAGUUGAUAGAGAAAAACAACCCAGCGAAGGCGCCUUCUCCGAAAACAAUGCCGAGAAUGAGAGCGGUGGAGACAAGCCCCCCAUCGAUCCCAAUAACCCGGCCGCCAACUGGCUUCAUGCUCGCUCCACACGGAAGAAGCGCUGCCCCUACACAAAACACCAGACGCUGGAACUGGAGAAAGAGUUUCUGUUCAACAUGUACCUCACACGGGACCGCAGGUACGAGGUGGCCCGGCUGCUCAACCUCACCGAGAGGCAGGUCAAGAUCUGGUUCCAGAACCGCAGGAUGAAAAUGAAAAAGAUCAACAAGGACCGAGCAAAAGACGAAUGA
Messenger RNA from Onychomys torridus (southern grasshopper mouse), 816 nucleotides. It is a transcript of the gene Hoxa9, whose product is annotated as homeobox A9. Gene Ontology annotation, cellular component: nucleus. Gene Ontology annotation, molecular function: RNA polymerase II cis-regulatory region sequence-specific DNA binding; DNA-binding transcription factor activity, RNA polymerase II-specific. The record is from RefSeq and is a predicted model, not a curated record. Bases 1 to 816 code for a protein of 271 amino acids. The transcript has 2 exons. Lineage: Eukaryota; Metazoa; Chordata; Mammalia; Rodentia; Cricetidae. Gene Ontology annotation, biological process: DNA-templated transcription; proximal/distal pattern formation; anterior/posterior pattern specification.